AUGUACGCCGAUCUUGGUCCCGACGAAGGUCUAAUUACCCGAGAAAGAACUGCAUGCGGUUCCAAAGAGAUUAUAAGCUAUCCGUUAGAUCCUUACGGUAGGCCAUGGUCCCCGUUAGGGUCCGACGACACACUGACCGAUCUAACGACCUCAGCCCCAUCGAUAGACAACACCGGGGUGUCGAACAAGCCGCCAGAAGUUGUUAUGUCGAAGGCAUCAUCAUCGUUAGUAGAAAGCUUAAAACUUUCCAACCUGGCUCUCCCUUUAACCGGUCAACCAGUAUACUUAGCUCUUUACUUCUCAGAGCCUCAAAGUCUAGGCCGGACCCAAAAACGGUCAUUCAACGUUUUCUUGGACGACACACAAGUGAGUUCGGGUCCCUUCGCACCGGUUUUUGGGAAAGCCACUCAAGUCGUUCUGAGAGAUGUAAUGGCCACGUUGGGGUCUCAGAUCGUCUGUCGGUCUACUGAUGACUCGGUUUUGCCGCCCAUCAUCAAUGGUUUGGAGAUAUAUUCGAUAAGUAACAGCCGAUCCGGUGUAGCGAAACCACGAACAAACAAUGCAAGAGAAGAU
Molecule: messenger RNA, 573 nt
Organism: Thlaspi arvense
Lineage: Eukaryota; Viridiplantae; Streptophyta; Magnoliopsida; Brassicales; Brassicaceae
Source: the annotation of a GenBank genome assembly